UAAGAAUUGAAGAUAAAGAAAACGCUUAUUCCCAUUUUAAUCACAAUAACAGCAAUAUGGAGCAAGAAAACUUCGGAGAAUUCUUCGAGAAAUGGAUGAAGGAGCAAAACCAAUAUCUAAGCGAGCUCAUUUCCACGGCGAAAGGAGGCAACAACAUCAUUGACAAUAACAGCGAGGCGGUGGCAGCGACAGAGGCAUUGAUUAAACGAGUGAUAGAACACUACGAGCAUUACUACGAGGUGAAAUCGUACUGGCUGGAGAAAGAUGCAUUGGGUAUACUAAACCCAUCAUGGAUAUCAUCAUUUGAAGAUGCCUUCCUAUGGCUAGGAGGGUGGAGACCAACCAUGGCUUUUCAUUUACUCUACUCCAAAUCCGGCCUCCAACUCGAGGGUCGUCUUCUAGACCUAAUCUAUGGCCUCUCGACAGGGGAUCUUGCCGACCUUUCCUCACACCAAGUCGUCAAAAUCGACACCUUACAAAGAUCCAUUGUAAAGCAAGAGAAAGAAAUAACAGAGAAUAUGGCCAAAUAUCAAGAAACAAUAGCAGAUCCAUCCAUGGUGGAGCUUUCUCAUGUUGCUACAAAGUUCAAAAUGGAAACAUCAGGAAGAGGAGAUGAUUAUCAGUUGAGUAAUAUGGAGGAAGAUUUCAAAUCGGCUUUGGCUAGAAAAGAAGAUGGUUUGAAAGAAGUUGUGAAGAAGGCUGAUGAACUACGUCUUGCAACUUUGAAGCAAAUUAUUGGGAUUUUGACAUUAGCACAAAGAGUUCAUUUCUUGAUAGCUGCUGCAGAAUUGCAUUUGAGGAUUCAUGAGUGGGGAUUGAAAAGAGAUUCGAAUCCACGCUAAAGAAGAGAAUUAACUUUUCAUCAAGUAAAAUUGUUUUUGUUGGGUCUUUUUUGGUGUAUUCUCUCAAUAGUUUAUGAGGGAAUGUUAAGCUCUUAUGUCGUUUUGUUUCUUCUCACUGAGUUCAAUUGCUUUUUUGCUUCUUCUUUUGUUGUUUACUCUGUUUCUUUUUCCCAUGGUAUUGAGGGCAGGGUAUGAGAAAAAAACUAAAAAACAUUUGUAGUCCUAAAAUUUAUGAAAAUAACAAUUUAGUGUCCACAAUUUAGUGAGUAA
This is a messenger RNA of Benincasa hispida (wax gourd), 1112 nucleotides long. Its product is annotated as protein DOG1-like 3. Gene Ontology annotation, molecular function: sequence-specific DNA binding. The record is from RefSeq and is a predicted model, not a curated record. NCBI's taxonomy places the organism in Eukaryota, Viridiplantae, Streptophyta, Magnoliopsida, Cucurbitales, Cucurbitaceae. Gene Ontology annotation, biological process: DNA-templated transcription.